UUCAGUAGAGAGAACACCGCUGGAGUUUUGUGUCAUUAAUAUUUUCCCCCUUUUCAGUAAAAUGGCAGAAGCCAGAUUUUCUCAGGAUGAGUUCAAUUGUCCAGUGUGUCUGGAUCUCCUGAAGGAUCCAGUGACCAUCCAGUGUGGACACAGUUACUGUAAGAGCUGUAUUACAGACUGCUGGGAUAAAGAGGAUCAGAAGAGAGUCUACAGCUGUCCUCAGUGCAGACAGACCUUCAGUCCAAGACCUGCUUUAGCUAGAAACACCAUGCUGUCUGAAGUGGUGAAGAAACUGAAGAAGAACAAACCUCCUGCUGACACUGGAGCUGUGCAGUGUGACGUCUGUACUGGAGAAAAACACAUAGCCGUCAAGUCCUGUCUGGUGUGUCAGGAAUCUUACUGUCAAACUCAUUUUGAGCGUCAUGAGGAGUUUCAUUCACGUAAGCCACACAAAGUGACUGAUGCCACUGGACGACUGCAGGAGAUGAUCUGCCAGAAACAUGGGAAACAUCUGGAGAUGUACUGUAUUACUGACCAACAAUGCAUUUGUGAGCUAUGUACAAAAUAUGAACAUAAAGACCAUGCCACUGUAUCAGCUGCAGCACAGAGGACAGAGAAUCAGAAGCAGCUGAAGGAGACGCAGAAGACGUUCCAGCAGAGAAUCCAGCAGAGAGAGAAAGAUCUCCAGCAGCUGAGAGAGACUGUGGAGUCUCAUAAGCGCUCUGCACAGACAGCAGUGGAGGACAGUGAGAAGAUCUUUACUAAAUGUUCCAUUGGGAGAAGCUGCUUUGAGCUGAUGUGGCUCCUGAUUCCUGAUAUCAGAGAUCAGGUAAAGGUUGCAGUGAGUCAAGCUGAAGGACGACUGGAGAAAAUGGAGAAGAAAAUCAAUGAUCUGAGGAGGAGAGACACUGAGCUGGAGCAGCUUUCACACACACAGGAUCACAUCCAGUUCCUGCAGAGUUUCCAGUCUCUCUCAGCUCCUCCUGAAUCUACAGAUGUACAUGACGAUCCUUUCAGUUCUCUCUUCUCUUUUGAUGCUCUGAGAGAAUCUGUCCAUCAGCUGAGAGACAAACUGGAGGAUUCCUGCAAAGAGGAGCUCAAGAAGAUCUCAGACAGAGUCACAUUCCCCAACAAUGUUCCCAGGCCAAUGAAUGACUUCCUACAAUAUUCCCAUCAGCUCACUCUGGAUCUGAACACAGCAUAUAAACGACUCCUUCUGUCUGAAAGCAACAAAGAGAUUACGGCCACUGAUACAGUCCUGUCUUAUCCUGAUCAUCCAGACAGAUUUGAUUAUUGGUAUCAGGUGUUGUGUAGAGAGAGUGUGUGUGGACGCUGUUACUGGGAGCUGGAGUGGAGUGGGAAUAAUGGUGUGUAUAUAUCAGUGUCAUAUAAGAGCAUCAGCAGGAAGGGUAAGAGUAAUGAGUGUUUGUUUGGAUGUAAUGAUCAGUCCUGGAGUUUUGACUGCUCUCCUUCCAGUUACUCAUUCACACACAAUAACAUGGUGACUGUUCUCCCUGUAAAGCCCAUCAGCAGUAGAAUAGGAGUGUUUGUGGAUCACAGUGCAGGAGCUCUGUCCUUCUACAGCGUCUCUGACACAAUGAACCUCAUCCACACAGUCCAGACCACAUUCACUCAGCCGCUCUAUCCUGGGUUUGGUGUUUAUAAAGGAUCAUCAGUGAAACUGUGUUGAUGAAUCAGAUUAGAAUUGACAAGAGAUUCUACUCAUAAUGCUUUGAGCUGCAUGAUAAAUCAAUAAGAGUGAGAUGUUAUAGUCUUUUUUUCUCUUCAUGACAUAAAUACUGCAGUUGAACUUCUUUCACUGAAAUAACAUGUCAGAAUAAAUAUCUGAUAAGUUCCCUUAUAUAUACAGUGUGAGUACUGCUGUUUCUGUGGUUUUCUCAUUUUCCGUUUGUGUUGAUUGAAAUCAGACAUUUAGUUUUUAAUGUAGACACAUCAGUUAUUUUUAUUUUUCCUAUCAAAAUUACCUAUCAAUUCAAAUGAUUACAGUCAAUAAAUGAUUUUCAUGAUUCACAUCA
Molecule: messenger RNA, 2036 nt
Organism: Carassius carassius (crucian carp)
Lineage: Eukaryota; Metazoa; Chordata; Actinopteri; Cypriniformes; Cyprinidae
Product: tripartite motif-containing protein 16-like
Exons: 7
Coding region: 62-1690 (542 amino acids)
Molecular function (GO): zinc ion binding; protein binding
Source: RefSeq, a predicted model, not a curated record